Molecule: messenger RNA, 2774 nt
Organism: Prinia subflava (tawny-flanked prinia)
Lineage: Eukaryota; Metazoa; Chordata; Aves; Passeriformes; Cisticolidae
Product: collagen alpha-1(I) chain-like
Exons: 4
Coding region: 1-939 (312 amino acids)
Source: RefSeq, a predicted model, not a curated record
AUGCCGGCUGCAACCAGCCUCGGUGUGUGCGGGCUGCAGAGUGGGUAUCGCUGCUGGGUGAUGCCGGGCUGUCCGCAGGGCCCCGGUUCGACCCCGGGCCCGCUGCGCGCAGUGCCGGGAGCGGCCGGCAGGGGGCGCGCCGCCCCCUCGGUGCGCGGGGCCGCGGGGCUGCCCCGGCGGGAGGAGCGCGGGAAGGGCGGGAGCGGCCGGGGCUGCGCGGGGCGCGGCGGCCGCUCCGGACCGGACCCUGCGCCGGUGCCGUGCGGGGCCGGCCGUGCCGCGGGGCGUCGCGGAGGGCAGCGGGCGGGGAGGGCAGCCCGCGAGAGCCGCCGGAGCCGCGGGCCGGGCUGCGGCGGGAGCUGCCCGGCGCAGGGGUGGGGACUGGCCGCUUCCUUAAACGGCGCGGGAGCGGCGGAGCGAGCCCGCACCGCCCCGGUGUGCCGGGCCGCGCUGACCCUCCCGGGACGCGGCCGCAACACGUGGAGCGAACUUUUGAGGGACGCGUGUGUGCGCCGGACGGGAGCCCCGCGCCCGGGACCGCAGCGCUGCACGGAGCAGCUCGUCUCUCUCCGGGCAAAGAGGAAGGUAGGAAAAAACGACCGUGAUCAAUACCGGCUUAAAUACCCAUCUGCGAGCCACUGGCCUGCGGGAGGCAGGAGAGGGGAGCGCGGCCGCCGGUCCGCCGCCGCUCCCUGCUCGGCUGUAGCUCAGCCCGAGCCCUUCCCGUGCGGAUUCCCGAGGAUCUGCAGCUCCGGGCGGGGAGGCGGCCGCGGGGGCCCGCGAGCCCCUUUCCCGUGCCCCCCCUGCUCAGAACAGGUAUGGUAUGAACAGGAGCUGGUCCCGUGGCUGUGCAAUGAGCGUUCACAUGGAGUCAUCCUGCCGGAGCUGCUGCAGCUGCUGCGUGAGCCUGAAGGACAGUCCUUGUCCCAGGGGCUGUGACAGAUGGGACAAUGGCACAAGGAAGGCCACUGCCAUCAGAGAAGGAUGGAUACUGCUCAACCCACAGGGAACAGAGAAACCUGGGCUGCUCAGGGUGCCACAGAACUGUCCAGGAGUGUCCUUUGUGCCAGCUGACUCCAGGAAUGUGACGCUUUUGGAACUGUUGGUGUCAGGACUUCCUGCUUUUACACCUUUGAUUCCUGAGACUGCCUCAUCGUAGGAAACCCCAGAUCCGCUGCUCCUCUCCAAGGAUUUCUGUAUCCAGCAGCUCUGGUGUCUUCUUUGGAUACUGGAAGGGCUUGAAUGUUUCCUUGGCAAGAUGGGUGGAUGGAAUUAGUUUAAUCUGUUCUGAUUCUGAUACCUACAAGUCAACUGACCCAAUGACCUCUUCUGCUAACAGGCUGCAAAGCAACACUCUACUGCUGUGGAAUAUUCUUUGUGAUGAAAACAGAGGAUUGGGAAUGGGGGUUUGCAACUUUUUUGGAUGAGUUUCUGUUACAUUUUUUAUCUUUAGUAUCAACACUUUAAAUAAGAGUAUUUAUAUGUUAAAAUAAACACAUUUUUUGCCCUGAAAUAAUGGAAUAUGCCUCCCCAGCCUCUUCCUACCUCAGCUCUGCCACUGUGAAGAGAACCCACCCCUAGAUUUUAAGGUCAGAAGAACGAGUCAGAACUUCCAAGAGAGGAUGUGCACAGAGCAACUCCUGCAGUUCAUCCUGCAGCCCAGCCCUGAUGAACGGAUCUUCUUCUCAUGUGCUGUGGGAGCUCUGCCUGUAGAAAUGUCUGAGAGACUGUUCCAGGGCUUUACAACCUUGUGUCUUUUUCCUUGUGGCAAGCUGCAAGUUGCCUGCUUAUCCUGGCCUGUGUGGACAGAGCCCUUUGUGUGUGAGACUGCGUGUGGGGAGCAGGACAGCACCGUGGUUUGUGCUGUUUCUGUCAGAUCUGUUCCCAAAGGAGCUGCCCCAGCUGCUGUCACAGAGAAGGGCUGGUGCAGCAGGGGCUGUAGGGGCACUUGGUAGUGGCCAGGGGCUCACAGGCAGGACCCCUGUGCACGUCCUGCAGUGGCAGCCAGCCCUGCUGGUCCCUCUUGAACCUGAGGACAUUGUCAGCAGACCCGAGUCCAUUCCUUAGUGCCCACAGUCAGCCACCAAGACUUCAACAACAAAUCUGACUAGAUUGAAUUUUCUAUAUUUUUAAAGUUCAGUGUCAUGUAGCAACUCCAAUUUAGCUUGGGAAAAAAGCAGAAAUACCUAAAAUAAAGGUGUUUUGAAAAGUACAUGCAGGCAAUUCUGGGUUUUUUCAGACUCAGUCUCAGGUGAUGCCCUCAGCUUCUACUGCUAUUAAGCUCUGCCCCAGACUUCUUCAAGUUGCCAUCCCUUGUCUGUGCUAAACAUCAUGAAUGUGAAAAUAGAUCCUGCUGAAAUAAAAAACCCUGGUCCUCACAUGCACAUCAUUUUUUCUCUGAAAAACAAAUAACAGCAGACAAACUAAGCCUGAGCCACCAUUGAUGCUGCUUUGCCCAUCCUUAGAAAGUGCAGAGCUGCUUUAUAUGUAGCUUAAAAAAAAAAUAAAGUAUGUGCUAUUUCCUGAAUACUGAGGAUAUAAGAAAAACAGUUGUGGUGUCCCAGGUAAAUAAUGUUACUGGGUGUAAUGAUUUAAAUCUCACAUUGUAAUUCUGUAAACUCAGACUUAUUCUUUAGGCUCAAUAGCAACACCCUUGUAGACAAAAAAACACAGAGAAAUUGAGAGUUGUAGCAACCCAGUUUGUAAAUUAGGGUACCAGUAAGCCCAUGGAACUGGGCACGAUGCACUUAAAGGGAGGCACCCCCAGACUCCUC